UUUCUGAGCAAACAUCUCUCUGUCAAUCAGCGAUUCCAGAAUGUAUCUGAAGAAGACUGCAUGAGAAAAGACAAUGGGAUUUGUCCUUGGUUACGAUGUUUCAGCAUGUAGACACCACUUACUCGACCAACCCGUCCUUGGAGAGGAAUUACGCUGGAUUACAGAUCAUCCCUCCUGCAUUUCCCCAACAGCCAACUAUAAUUCAGCUGCUUCCAGGAGAUUUCAUCCCUCCUCUGUCUCAUCCAAUCAGACAUGGACGUGCUAAAGAAGAUUUAAUAGAACUGAUGAUGAUACAGAAUGCACAGAUGCAUCAGGUUAUUAUGAACAAUAUGACAAUGUCAGCAUUGUCCAGCUUUGGAUAUGGCACAACUCAAACCGUCCCAAUGCCUAAUGUGGUUCCAGUUCAAGUUGAUGAGGAUGAGCCUAUUGUGUAUCAUCAUCAUUAUGAAUCAUACCCAGGAAACUACAUGACCUAUCCAGCAUAUCCUACAUUACCACCACCAGCACCCAUGCCACAUCAAGAUCCAACCAUCAGACACUUAAAUCUGGAUAUGCAACCCGUCUCACCCACACGCAACAUAGACCAACGGGCUGUACCACCUCCUCCACCGCUGAGUGCUACAAGCACUGUUGGAGCGGACAUCCCUCCAGCUUCAGAGUACUACGACUUGACUGAAGCUCAAAUAUAAGAUCACCAGGACCAGCCUAGAACAUAGAGGACUAUAAACAAAAAUGUAGUGUUACUGCACUGGUGCAGACCAGAAUUCAAUAGGACAAGCUUAUUACAUCUGUAAAAGCAAACACUGAACUAAGAGUGGAAAAUAACCAUAAUACUAUAUUGUGUGGCGGCACACACACCAGUUUUCUAAAAUCUGCUAUUAUCCUUUUUUUUAUUUAAUUUUUUUACUUUUUUUCUUAAUUAAAAUUCCCAUCCAGCUUCUUUCCCCUUUUCUCCAUGGUGUGAUGGUUACCCGAUAACCAUACGCUAUUUCAUUUUUCUUUGCCCAUCUUCUCUUUAGCUAUUAUAUUAAUAUCUGUGUCUUUGGAACCUACUUCCAAGCUGCAUCAAUAGUACAUAUUCAGUCUGUAUUUUCAAUGUGUAAUGUGUUAAUAUUUUAUACAGUGAAUGUCUGAAUGCCAUUUAAAAAAUUAUUCUUUUUUUUUUAAAUAUAUGUUAGUUCAUGUUAUGAGUGUGUGUUUUUACAAAAUGUUAUAUAUAUAUAUAUUUUAUAUCUAUGUCAUUAAUAUAUGAUUAUGAUAAAGUCACCUGUUGCUUCCACCUCAGGUAGACAGUCUGUGUGUGGGUUAAACUACUACUUGCAUAACACCCAUCAUUU
This is a messenger RNA of Pseudophryne corroboree (corroboree frog), 1337 nucleotides long. RefSeq names its product proline rich 29 (gene PRR29). NCBI's taxonomy places the organism in Eukaryota, Metazoa, Chordata, Amphibia, Anura, Myobatrachidae. The transcript has 7 exons. The record is from RefSeq and is a predicted model, not a curated record. Bases 96 to 689 code for a protein of 197 amino acids.